GAACAUUCUCGGCGCGAUUUUAACGUCAGAUUCAGGGCCUAAGUUUAAAUUUUGGUUUAUUCGAGUUGCUUGAAUUAUCUUUUAAUUUCGGUUUCAGUGUAAGAUGAAACAUCCAGCAUUUUGAAUUACUAAUUUUGUUUUUAUUCGUACUGUAUGUCUAAUUCUAAAUUAUUGGGUGUAAUUGUAUUUAUUUGUUAUUACUAUUAGUGUUAAUAUAUCAUUAUAUGAUUAAUUUAGCGAUGUACGCUUCGUCCUCACCUGGUAACCAUUGUCACUUUUGUAUUCAUUUUUAAUUGUAAUUCGUAGCAAUAAAAUUGUAACUAUUAAGUGAUUUAAAACACAUAAAUAUAAUAGUAACGGAACAAUAGCGUAGCAUUUUUAACAGUAUUAAUCAUUGUUAAUAACACCAAUAACGGUAACAGAACAAUAACUUGAAAGUUGAAUAACUCAAUAACUAACUGAAUUAGUGAAUAACGUGGCAUCUUUAAAAUUAAAGUUUAACAGUAUUACUGUUAGUUUUCUAUUAUUAUUAAUAUAACUUAUAAGUUAUGAGAUUACAAUUAUGUACAUUGUAAAUUGUACUAAUGAAGUAAAACUAAUAGUAAUACUAGACAAUUAGUAGUAAGUAGAACUAGGUGUAGGGUUACUAACUUAAUAUAUACUAAUAUUAGUAAUGAUGCUAUUAAACUUAAAAUAUUAUUAUUAAUACUAAUAGUAAUGUUAGGCUUAACUUAAUAGUUAAACUAUGCAGGAGAUAAGGUUUCAUAAACCAUUAAGGAUGGUUUUCUUCAUCAAUUUGUCACGGAACCUAGUGAUACUAUUACUAUGAAUAAAUGCUGUUUUCUUUUUUUAAGAUUUAUUGUUUAAUAUGUGGAGACUGGAGGACAUCUGGGUGUAGUGCAAAGUUGACAAUUUGUAUUGGCCCUUUAGUUACAAGUCACAACUACAUACAUCUUAUGGAAGUAAAGAACUAGGAAAUGUUGAUUGCACAAAGUCUCACAACUGAAAGUAAUCAAGGUGAAGUUGAGAAAUUAUUUUCCAAAGUCUUGACAGUUACUAUUAAGGAAGGAGGAGUCACACAAGGAAGAAAGUCUAGGCUACUUAUUUCUGUUGAAAGGUGCAUUAUUAGUAGUCCUCUUUCAAGAAAGGAACUAAGCAUUCGCCUUACUGAUGACUUUGAUCCUUUUUUCUUAUAUGUGCUCACUUUAACUGAAGAAGAUUUUCAUAGCCUGAAGUCCCAACAAGGCCUGCUAGUUGAUUUUGCAGCAUUUCCUCAGAAACUUAUUGAUCUUUUGGAACUGUGUGAACAAGAGGAACAUAAAGAUCUCCCAAAGUUUCUUUUAAGUCUUAAUCUUCAAGGAAGGACCGGUGUUGACCAUGCUAAUCUUGAUAUAAUUGAAACUAAUCCUUUCAAACACCUGACCCACCUGAACUUAAAACUUGCUCCAGCAUCAGAUGUGUUUGUUAAAAAGCACAUGGUCAGCUGCCUUAAGAAUCUAAAGGAUGACAAGGAACAGCUUGAAGCUCGUCUGUUUAAUACAGAGACAGAGUACCGGGAAAGAUUGCAACAAUGUCAGGAUUCUCUCACUGUUCGUACGAAAGAACUAGAACUGCUUAAAGAACAAACAAAAGCAGAAGUUACUGAGCUGAAGCUUAAACAUCAGGAAGAGUUUUGUGAUCAUCAGGAAAAUGUUCGAAAGAUCCAACGAGAGGCGGAUCAUCGGUGGGAAAAGGAGAAAAUACAUUUGGAAGAAAUGUACAAGAAACAGAAACAGCAGCUGGAGGCCAGAGUAUCUCUUCUAGAUUCCUUAAACAAGGAUCUUCAGGAAAAAUCGCAUAAAUCUGAUUCUACCAUUAGAGAAUUAAGAAGUCGUAUUUCUGCUCUCGAAGAAGAACUUCAACACUUCAGACACAAGGCUCAGAUGCUCACAAAAGAGAAUAACAAAAUAAACACUGACAACCAAGAUCUGGAAAAAACAGUUGGACAGUUGAAGACACGAGUGUCCAGUAUGGAAGAAGAUAUCAGAGAUAAAGAACAGUUACUGAGCCGUUCUCAGGAACAGCUACGUGUCGUUCAAGAAGAAAGGAGAGAAGUUGAGGAAACAGCAGAACAAAGGAGAAUCACAUUAAACAAACGAGAAUCUUCCCUAAAAAGUUUGUCUGAUGAAGUAAUGAAAGGAAAUGAAAUAAUUACAAAACUUCAGUCAGAAAUACGUAAUUACCAUGCAAAGCUAAAGCUGAGAAACAAGAUAACUGCUAAGCAAGAGGAGAUUCUUGGAGAUAAAGAGAACAAGCUUCAAACGUUGCAAGAAGAGGUCUCAACUUUAAAAUCUUCAGGAAAGGAGAAGGAUGAUGAGAACCACAGGUUACAGCAGGAGCUUGGUAAUGUUAAACAAAAACUAGAAGACUGUCAGAAACAAAUCAGAACCAAUGAAAAUGUUAUCAACUGGUUAAACAAACAAUUAAAUGAGUCCCAUAUUAAUCCCCAGAGGGCACCAACAGCACCAGCUCUGCCUUUCCAGCAGCAGCAGUAUUUAACAUCGACACCAAUGAUGCGUCCACCUGGUAUCCACACUACUGGUGUUCCGGCCUGUGGCAGGACUACAAGUGUUGGUACAGCAUCAGUACCACAGCAUUUGCAGUAUAAUCCUGGUGGACUGGGGCAAGAUAAGAUCAGUGUAGCUUCUUCACAGUGUGGACCUGCCUUCAAUUCUGGAAAUGGCCCGAUUGACCCACGGUACUUCCAGAAGCAGAGUGACCAUGCUCUAGCAAGAACGACGGUGUCCACUACUACAUCAAGUGCUUUAACCAGAUGUGCCUCUAACCAGGGUGUAGGAAUUCAGUUUAAAUCAACUGGAAGGAGUCAGUCAGCUCACAAUAGACUAGGAACUCUCCAACCUAACCUAAAUCAAAAUCCUUCCCGUCCAACUACAACCAGUGCCAGUAAUACCCAACCAUCCAAAUCGGGAGUAUUACAGCCUAAUCAAAAUCAAGUUACUUUACGUUCUGAGGUACCAAAGUCUACAAGGAUCCAACCACCUUUAAUGUCAGCCUACUUUAAUGAAAUGCCUGCUUCUAAUUGAUAACAGAAUUUUUUACUUUGAAACUGUGUUCUGAUAGUUUAGGUGGAUUACAUGUACAGUACUAUGGAAUAAGCAAAUUAUUUAUAAUCAAAAUAGUCACAAUUCAGUGAUAAUAUGGAUAGCUGAUUUUUAUAAAACAUAAAGCCAAGUAUAGCUGAAUUUUACUCUAUUUUGUAAUAAUUGAAUAAAUGUUUUGUUUA
This is a messenger RNA of Limulus polyphemus (Atlantic horseshoe crab), 3283 nucleotides long. RefSeq names its product spindle assembly abnormal protein 6 homolog. Lineage: Eukaryota; Metazoa; Arthropoda; Merostomata; Xiphosura; Limulidae. Gene Ontology annotation, cellular component: centriole; centrosome. The transcript is spliced from 16 exons. Gene Ontology annotation, biological process: centriole replication. The record is from RefSeq and is a predicted model, not a curated record. Bases 978 to 3083 code for a protein of 701 amino acids. Gene Ontology annotation, molecular function: protein binding.